Capsella rubella is the source of this 1303-nucleotide messenger RNA. Its product is annotated as transcription factor MYB52. The coding region runs from base 350 to 1084 and encodes 244 amino acids. Gene Ontology annotation, cellular component: nucleus. Gene Ontology annotation, biological process: regulation of DNA-templated transcription. The transcript has 4 exons. The record is from RefSeq and is a predicted model, not a curated record. NCBI's taxonomy places the organism in Eukaryota, Viridiplantae, Streptophyta, Magnoliopsida, Brassicales, Brassicaceae. Gene Ontology annotation, molecular function: DNA-binding transcription factor activity, RNA polymerase II-specific; RNA polymerase II cis-regulatory region sequence-specific DNA binding.
CGAAUUAAGAAAAAGGUAGAUUACUUAAAAGGAGGUGUUGUGUUGGUUAGGGAAGACGUUGGCAUCAGUCGCCGGUAGAGAGGUGCUCUUCAGCUUUCUUCUUGUUCCCACAUACCCAUCUUCCCCAACCUUUGGCCAAGAAAAACAAUCUUUAGGGUUUUAAAUUUCGAUAUUUAUAUAGUAUGCAAACGCACCAAAAAUAUUCGCGUACGUUAUUGAUAUAGCAUCUGUGUGUUUUUUGUGGGUACUAUUAUCUCCUUGUUCUUGUAUCGGUUUGGAUCGGUAAAGUUAGUUAAAAAAAAAGAAGAAGUAAUUAGCUAGAUCGGCGUAAAGAAGAAAAGGAUCGAUCAUGUGCAGUCGAGGCCAUUGGAGACCAGCGGAAGACGAGAAGCUGAAGGAUCUGGUCGAACAAUACGGUCCUCAUAAUUGGAACGCCAUAGCCCUCAAGCUCCCUGGUCGAUCUGGUAAGAGUUGUAGAUUGAGAUGGUUUAAUCAAUUGGAUCCGAGGAUAAACCGAAACCCUUUCACGGAAGAAGAAGAAGAAAGACUUUUAGCGGCUCACCGGAUCCAUGGGAACAGAUGGUCGAUCAUUGCAAGGCUCUUCCCCGGAAGAACCGACAACGCCGUCAAGAACCAUUGGCACGUCAUCAUGGCUCGUCGCACACGCCAAACCUCCAAGCCUCGUCUUCUACCCUCCACGACUUCUUCUUCCUCUCUGAUGGCGAGUGAACAAAUCAUGAUGAGUUCUGGUGGUUAUCAUAUUAAUAAUAACUCCCGUGAUCCCAAGAGUGUACUCGGAGACGUUAUCAAAUUCCCUUACCAAUUCUCUCAUAUCAAUCAUCUUCAGUUCCUUAAGGAGUUUUUCACUGGCAAGAUCGCUUUAAAUGCCAAAGAUGGGAUCGCAGCAAACCAGAGUAAACCAAUGGAGUUUUAUAAUUUUUUACAAGUAAACACGGAUUCAUCAAACAAGAGCGAGAUAAUUGAUCAAGAUUCAGAUCAAAGCAACCCCAAUGACUCGGACAACAAUAACGAAAGUCGUGUUCCCUUCUUCGACUUUUUGUCUGUUGGAAACUCUGCCUCUUAGGAUUAGCAUCUUUCGCAGAACACCGUACGUACAUUUCUAGCUUGACUAUUUAGUCCGUACAAGUACGAGACUCUAGCUAGAUCGUUAACAUGUAUGUUUGAUGUGUAAAAUUAGUGAGCACUUGUCUGAUAAAUAUGCGAGAAAAGAGACCUACUAUGUUAAUAUAUGUACAUGUACCCAUCAAACUUAAUUAUCAGUAUGUUCGAUACAAUUUGUUUA